Ciona intestinalis (vase tunicate) is the source of this 1844-nucleotide messenger RNA. The record is from RefSeq and is a predicted model, not a curated record. NCBI's taxonomy places the organism in Eukaryota, Metazoa, Chordata, Ascidiacea, Phlebobranchia, Cionidae.
AACCACUGCUUAAAUUCCAGUUCUUAGAAUGGAUAGUACCAAGGAUUAUUUAGCAAAAAAACUUAAUUCUGACCACCAAGAUUUAAUUCAUGACAUUUCAUUUGAUUUAUUUGGCAAAAGAUUUGCAACGUGUUCAAGUGACCAAUGUGUACAGGUUUGGGAUUUAGAUGAAAAUGGAGAUUGGCAGAAAACUGCUUGUUGGAAGACACAUAGCGGAUCAGUAUGGAAAGUAACAUGGGCACACCCACAGUUUGGACAAGUAUUGGCUACUUGUUCGUUUGAUAAGACUGCUUGUAUAUGGGAGGAAAGAGUUGUUGAAAAUGCCUCAAACAAAGUUGAACAUAUAUGGGUAAACAAAGCAAACCUUGUUGACAGCAGAAGUUUCGUUAAAGAUGUCAAGUUUGCCCCAAAGCAUUUAGGUCUUCAACUGGCUACCUGCUCAGAGAAAGGAGUUGUUCGAAUAUAUGAAGCUCCUGAUGAGAUGAAUCUAACACAGUGGUCGAUGCAGGACCAAGUGGAAUGUAAAAUAUCAUGCUCAUGUAUUUCAUGGAACCCAUCCACGUACAGAUACCACAGCCCUAUGAUAGCAGUUGGUAGUGAUGAUUCAAAUUCUUCAAGUGGAGGAAAAGUUUUUAUUCUUCAGUAUAACGACACUGUAAGGGAUUGGAUUAAGAUUUCCACCAUAAUGAUUAUAACUGACCCAGUUAGUGACGUCUCAUUUGCUCCAAACCCUGCGUUAAAAUAUCACAGAUUAGCUGUUGCUUCAAAGGAUCUUCAUAUUUUCCAUCUUAAACCAAUGAAUGAGGACAAUGAUCCGAACUAUGACAUACAGAAUACUUCUUAUGAACAUAACUUACAAGAAGUUGCUGUACUGCCAGACCAUCGCUGUGAGGUAACUGGAUUGUCGUGGAAUGAAACCGGCACUGGACUUAUAUCUGCUGGUGUAGAUGGGCAAAUAUUCUUAUGGAAAGCAAACUACCUCGGCAUCUGGAAAAAAAUUGGUUCGCUGAAAGGUGAAAUUGCCUCGCCUGCCGAACCGCAAACGUUUCCCCAAAACAACUCCCUUACAGCAGUUGCAAUCAACAACAGAAUAAAUUUCCGAAGGUUCACUCAAGGACGACCUCCCCCUCCUGUGAGACCUCUAGCACCAAAAUUUGCGGGAGCUUAUUAUUAAAACUAUGUUUAGAACUUAUAUUGAUAUUCACUGAGCACUAAAGUUAAGUAAAAUAUGCGGCAACUUACUAAACUGCUUUGAGAUUGACAUUUUGAAAAAUGAGAUGGCAAACAUUAAAUCAAAUAUGCCGAUGCAAGUUUGCUUAUCUAGUUAUCAUUAAUUAUAAAUUUUAUUCCAAUUCUUUGCAAUGGUAUUAGAUAAAUAUUUUUACAUUGUGUACAUAUUGAUACCAUGCAGUCUAACCUAACAUAUAUAUACACAUGGCUGGAUAAGACCAUAACAUCUGGAACUAUGAGUUAAUUCCUAACAAAUCAACUAAAUUUAUCACAAUUAGAGAAUUUGUUGCAUUUACCAGAAUGCUAUUCUAGUAAACUAGUAUAUUUAUCCAGCUUCUGGGACAACAUACUGACUGAAAUUCAGUCUUCAAUAAACAUAAUCAUACACUGCAGUUAUUCUUUCUUUACUGGCAUAAUAUUGCUUAUUACUUUGCAAUCGUGUAUGUUAAUGCAUUCCUAAAAACACUAAUUUUUUUACUCUAUUCUCCCACCAAUCUUCGUACACCUGGGCGUUUGUUUAAUAAUAUAUGUGCUAAAAUAUAUGCUUAUUUAACUACUUCAACCUGCCUGUAUUUUGCUCAUUACUUGUACCGUGUAUGACUUUUAACUUGUAA